UGAGGCUGAGAAUAAAAAAGAUGAGUCUGAGGAGAAAGAAGAUGAGGCUGAGGAGGACAAAGAGGAUGAGCAAAAAAAUGUAGAAGAUGAGAAGGAUAAUGAUAGAAAUGAUGAUGGUGGUGUUGGUGGUGGUGUUGGUGGUGGUAAUAAGAAAGAUGAUGAUGGUGGUGUUGGUGGUGGUAAUAAGAAAGGUGAUGAUGGCGGUGAUGGUAGAUCGAUGCAUGUUGAGGUAUAAUUUAAUUUCUUCAUGCUUAAUUUCAUUUUAUAUCUAUAUUUUAAUUUUUUUUAAUUUUAGGUCCCUGUUGAGGAUGUAAAUCAGGUUGGUUUAGAAACAGCUGCUGGCGAGGUAUGUUGUGUAUCAAUCCUGUAUUGAAUAUGUAUCAUUUAAGUAUAUUUAUGUUAUAAUUGUUACUUUCCUGAAAUUAAUUUUUUCAUGCUUAAUUUUUUAUUUUUUAUUUGUAUUUUAAUUUUUAGGCCCCUGUUGAGAAUGUAAGUCAGGUUGGUUUGGAAAUGGCUGAUGUGAAAAUGGCUGCUGGCGAGUUUUCUAUGGGGAGAGCAAGUGAAGCUGAUGUGAAAAUGGUUGCUGAUGAGGUUCUAUUUUCUGAGAAGAAGAAUUUUACUACUCCUAUGGAUAACAAACGGAAUAUCAAGCCGAGUAUUUUAUUGAAAUCUCCAUACUUGGCUGAAUUCAGUUCUGGAAACAACGAAUACCGCAUAGAGAAUGCUACUUUUGUUGUUCCUAAAUUGUGUCCAUUGGACAAUAAUUUAGGAGAUGUUUUAAUGUGCGAUGAAUAUCUGGAGUAUCAUGAUUGGAUUGGUAAAGGACAUUUGAGAUAUCCCAAGGCCAAAGAGUAA
Mercurialis annua (annual mercury) is the source of this 855-nucleotide messenger RNA. RefSeq lists its product as uncharacterized. The transcript has 2 exons. Bases 511 to 855 code for a protein of 114 amino acids. Lineage: Eukaryota; Viridiplantae; Streptophyta; Magnoliopsida; Malpighiales; Euphorbiaceae. The record is from RefSeq and is a predicted model, not a curated record.